This is a messenger RNA of Rhipicephalus microplus (southern cattle tick), 5163 nucleotides long. RefSeq lists its product as uncharacterized. Lineage: Eukaryota; Metazoa; Arthropoda; Arachnida; Ixodida; Ixodidae. The record is from RefSeq and is a predicted model, not a curated record. Gene Ontology annotation, cellular component: plasma membrane. Gene Ontology annotation, molecular function: protein binding.
UUAAAUUGUGUCUGCGCGAUGAAACUCAGGAACGGGCUGCUUUAAUGUGCGCUGUGUGUGUCUGUGUAUAGUUUUAUGACAUGAAGGCAUUGUGUUAAUCAGCAUAAGAACGCUUGUCUUUGACGGUUCACGACAGUGUGAUCUGCAGUUCACCUCACAGUCAUGAGGCGGCUUUUCGUCGUUAUUCUGCUUGCAGGGGUAGUUUGCUCGGGAAGCACUUCAAUCAGGGGCCUGCUGCAGUCAAGUGGAGGAGCAGACUUCGAAUCAUGCCAGCAGCAGAGACGGCUUGGUCCACGUGGUAAAAUAAGCAGCCCAGGAUAUCCCAUUUCCUACUCCAAUCACACAUCUUGCAGCUGGUCCAUUAUCGGUCGUCGUGAUCAGGUCAUUACGAUAAGUUUUGAUGACUUGGACCUUGGUGGCCUGGAAGACUGUGAGAAAAGCCCCUGUUGCGGGGGCACUUGGAUAAAGCUGGGCCCUACAGCGAAUGGAGGCGAGAGAGUGCACUGUGGGCGCAAGCGUCCCGAGCCAUUUAUUUCACGAAAUAGUAAAGUGUGGAUCAAGUUCCAUAGCUCUCCAAUGCAGGUGCCUCAAGGCCGAGGCUUCCAGCUGUCUUAUACUGUAGGGGGAUACAAGCAAUCUUCAUCAUGUAGACCAGAUGAAUAUAAGUGCCGGAAUGGAAUGUGCAUAAUGCAACAGUGGGCUUGUAAUGGUCACGCUGAGUGUGAGGACAACUCUGAUGAGCUGCAGUGUCCCUGUUCAGGUGGAAUGUUGCGUUGUGCAACAGGUAGUGACUGCUACAACAGGGAAGCUCACUGUAAUGGGCAGCCCGACUGCCCUGACCUAAGUGAUGAGCUGGACUGUGCCUUCUGUGGGCCAAAUCGUACCUUGUGCAGUCCGACUUCUACAGCCUGCUAUGAUCCACUCAAUGAACGCUGUGACAGUAUAUUUCACUGUGAAAACGGGGAAGAUGAACAGGGUUGUGUAUCUGGGUGUGAGCAGAAGAUUAUGUGUGCCUCUGGAGUAGGCUGCUAUCGUGCCCAGGAUCGUUGUGAUGGCGUGCCUCAUUGUGCUGAUCGGUCAGACGAGACAGGUUGUGGACCAGAAAAGUGUCGCUCUGAAAGAGGUGCUUAUUUGUGUGGUGACGGAAGGUGUGUUACCGAAGAUUCUGUUUGUGACCGGGUGACAGAUUGCCCAGAUGGCAGCGAUGAGUAUGGAUGUUUGAGGAACAGCAUGAUAACGGCAGCUAUCAUUGGAUCCCUGUUCUGUGGGUUGCUUGUUGUGGUGGCUGUCAGCUGCUCAUGCCGGCUGUAUGCAUUGCGGCUGGCACAGCAGCAAGCGGCAGCUUCCGAGGGCCCUAUGGACUCUCCUCCACUGUUUGCGGACAGUGCUCCACCAGACUUUUGGUUUCGAGAGCCUCCACCACCGUAUGCAGUUGCUGUUGGUGACCACAGGUACCAUGUCCCAUCAGAUGGCGUGAUAGUGUAUGGGCCUGGAAGCACACAGAACGACCUGGGAAAUAUGUGUACACGAGGCACACAGCGUCGCACACGACGCCUGCGGCGCCAUCGGCGUCGGCCUCCGUCACCUCCCACACCUUCAGUCACGUCUCAUGAGACUGGAUCGUCUGAGGAAGUGCUCGCCACCACAGUGCAUGCUGAUAACAGCCUUGUCUUGGGUGUUCACACAGUUGCAACAUCUCGACGGAAAGUCUCAACGACGUCUGUGCUAUCAGAGGGGACUAGCCGGAAUGCCCUGCCUGUGGUAGCCACAGACACUGUGGUCAGCUGUGAUGACACACGGCCACUGAUUGAGGAUGACACCCAUUGUACCACAUGAGUCACCAAAUGUAGUUGGCACAUGUACUGGUGCCUCGUAUGAGCUCUGGGAUGUCCACAUAGCAUUGCGCAGCAGUGGCUAUACGACUAUGAUGAGCAAUUUACAGAUGCCAGUCUUUACUGGCACGAGAAUCUGUGCUAGCCAAUAACUUCAAUGGCAUGUUCAGUCGACGUGUUUCGUUUGUGAAGAGUGUCACAUGCACCGUCAUUUUGUUUUGGUCAUUCGUUCAUUCAUCAGUUUGGCGUGCGGAUUCAUUGCAUUAACCAGCAAAGCAGGCCACAUUCUAGAUUCACCAUUUCGCUGGAUGUCCCACUUGUAAUUUUGUGGUACAUAACGUAUUUUGCUAAAGGUUAAUUUUGUCGUAUGAGCGGUACUGAAAGCAGCGCCACUGUGAUGUUACUACUAACCUUUAGGACUCCAUGUACUCCACCUGAAAUGACACUGAAUUUGUGCAUAGCACUGGGUUAUCACUAGUACUGAUAGCAUUCAGUGUCCGGGAUGUGAUGUUAAGAAUCGAGUUAGAAAUUUAUGAGAACUUUGUUUGCAUAAGCAACUUCUUGGACAGCAGUCUCAAGUCAGCGUUUGGGUAUUGAACUCUUUCAAGGUUUUCCCAAGGUCAGUUCUAAAUGAUUUCAUAUUUCUGAACUUGGGAUCACAUGUUGCAGUUCCCUCUUUGCCUGUUGAUGUGAGCUGCAUAGACGCAAUUUCAGUCUUGUUAUGUACACAAAUAUAUAUAUAUAUAUAUAAAUAUUAUAUAUGUAUAGUUGCUACUUGUAUAGGUUGUUGUACAAGGAUAGAAAGGGUUUGUACAUAAUCAUGUCAUUGUUAACUGUUUCACUUACUUUAAAAAUGUUUAUACUUAAGGCAGAGCAUUUAUAGGCCCUAACAUGCAUAUUGCGUACCACCUUGCUUUUUCUUUCAGUACUUCUUUUUGCUUCAAGUUUGUACUAGGUGGACUACUUUAAAUACAUUUGCCUGCAUUUUAAUUGCCAUAAUUUUAUUGCAGUAUCAAAACAUCUUAGAAUUAAAUUGAGUGUAAUCUGAUAACUUACAGUUAUCAGGAUUUUACAAACACCUGCUCUGUGUAUGUUCACUCCCACAUUCUGUGUUCAAGCAAACAUUUAAGCUCGUGGUGCUGCCAAUGAAAAUACUUGUUCAGCCAGUAUGCUCCCCUGGCAUGCUACUUUAGUUGUUUUUGCACUAAAAAAAAACAUUUGCACCCUUCAGGGCACCUUUUUGCCCUGCAAUAUUACUCAUCUGUCUGGCAUGCGUUUUCUUGCUUUAAUGCCAUGUGUAUCAUGUCAGCGUGACAUAGCUUUCUUGACAGGAAAGGGCUGGGCACCAAAUUUUCACAAAAGAAACGCAUGCAAAACAAGUGACGGUUAUUGUUAUGCUAUAAAAAGUAACUCCAAAGGUGCGACUGUUUUUAAAAUGUAGCUGCUUGCACAUUCUGUGAAUAUCUGAAGCUGUUGUUAGUGAUCUGAAAUGGCACAAAAAAAAAUAAAAGAACCUUUCCUUUUUCUUUUAAGUCACAUAAUUUUAAAAGAACUCCUUUAAGCAGAUAGCACAACUCUAAUCCCUGAACUGCAUUGCUUGAAGAUGCAGACAAUGCGUGAGAAAUCACAAUUUGUAAUGGGCAACUUGAUUAUAUUGGAUGAAUCAAACAUUUAGCUAAAUAAUUUAUUAAUUUGAAGCAUAUGUUUUGAAUUUGCAAACUAGUUCAUGAAUUAAUGAGGCACAUUCAUUGAAGUAAUAUCUGGAUAUAGCCAGCUUUGAGAUAGUUUUUACCGUAUGCGUGAUCAACUAUGUUGGGGUUUCAGUUUAUAUUGUGUCUCUAUGUGAAAAACAAGAUUUCAUUCACGAAGUAAAUGUAAUUGCAGUUCGAUCUCCUUGAAAGUGCGACUGCGUCCUUCUUGCGAUGCGUGUCAUCCUUAGAAUUUGUUCCAUGUUGAGAAGCCUUGUAAAUUGGCAGCAAAAAAUAUAAUUAAAUUUAUGUUUGGGGUUUUAUGUUAUGAGGGACACAGUAGUGGGGGCUCCGGAAAUUUUCACUAUCAGGUGUUCUUCAACGUGUACUGACAACACAUAGUACACAGGCCUCUAUCACUUCGCCUCCACCGAAAUACAAGCGCCGUGGCCGGGAUCGAACUUACGACUUUCGGGUCAGCAUUUGAACACUGUAACCACUUCGCCACCAAAACAGAAAGUUACGCUAUGCUGCUUGUAAUUUUAAAAAUCAAUGAUUUUUUUAUGGUUAAUAUAUUCUGCUUUUUGUAUUCUUGUAGUAAUGUCCACCUGAUCAAGUGAUACAGUUCAGUUGGAGUAAUUCAAUAUGAAAUUCUGAAAGUUCUUUCAAAUCUAAAAAGAGAACAUUGUUAAGCAUAAAAGUGCUUCACAUUAGUAUGACUAUUCAUUGUGAAGAUGAAUAUUCUAUAUUUUUUUUUAAGCAGCAUGUGUAGCUAAACAGAACUUUGAACCUCAUGGCAUUUAGUUCUCUCGGCAUGUUUAAACCGCCAUACGAGAAGUCUUCCAUCUUACCAUACCGGAGCUUUUCCCAUACAAAGCAUGACAACACAGUUAUUCUAUAUUGAACUAGUGAAGGGUGUCCUAUAUGCUAGGGUUAGCUUUGCGAGUGGGCUUCUUGUUAUAUUAGUAAUUACAAAGUCUUGGACAUUUUGCUUUUCAAACAUCACUAUGGCUAUGCAUCUGUCGAAAGCUAACUUUAGUAAUUGGCAAAAGCUGAUCAAUUCUCCUUAACAUACAUCCCGCUUUCAGGUGUUAGUUGUUUGUUAAAAGAUUUGUUUUAUUGUUUUUUUUUCGUGUCCAGUAUCAUUAAAUGCAGCAACUAGAGAUAUGUAGGAGGAGUAUUGACACAGAAUUUCGAGGCAGACAUGAAUUGCGGUAGUGAUUUCUGUGGAAACACACUUGCAUCAUCUAAAAAAUAUUGAUGGUGACUUCAGACCAGGACAUAUUUGAAAUCAAUAUUUUAACCUGCGUGCUUCACAACUGCACUAUAAACGUUGCACUCACUACAUUGACAUCAACUUGGUUUUAAUGUAAACAAACGGCAACUUUUGCCAUCAGUGUCCUGGACAGAGGAAUUGUGAUGUACUCUUCUUCGUUUCUAGACAAGGAAGACUGCACACAGCAUGCAUUGUUACACUGUGUGUGCAUGUCAGUUAUGUGGGAUCGCAUUGCUAGCUGUAUUUACCUUCAAACAACUCUGGAGACUCAUUUUUUGUUGCUACAUAAAACUGAAACUGUGGUUGUGAAAACAGCACUAAAUUAUAACUGUUUCAAGCUGAAGUGAAUAAAUUUCCUGCCAUGAUA